Messenger RNA from Python bivittatus (Burmese python), 5739 nucleotides. Lineage: Eukaryota; Metazoa; Chordata; Lepidosauria; Squamata; Pythonidae. The record is from RefSeq and is a predicted model, not a curated record.
ACUGGGCACACCGCAUGGGGCUCUAAGGCGUUGAUGGUCGCCGAUCGGGGAAGCGGCUUUCAUGAGUUAAGGACCGAAUUUACCUUGAACGAAACCAUGUCAACGUGUGGUGUAGAAGAUGAUAUUCCUCAGGGAGAGAGGAAAACGGUCACAGACUUCUGUUACCUGCUGGAUAAAUCUAAACAGCUUUUCAAUGGCUUAAGAGAUUUGCCCCAAUAUGGGCAGAAACAGUGGCAAUCUUACUUCGGUAGGACCUUUGACGUUUACACCAAGCUCUGGAAGUUCCAGCAGCAGCAUCGACAAGUUCUGGACAAUCGGUACGGCCUGAAGCGCUGGCAGAUUGGAGAAAUCGCUUCCAAGAUCGGGCAGCUUUAUUACCACUACUACCUUCGCACAUCUGAAACAAGCUAUCUGAAUGAAGCCUUCUCCUUCUACUCUGCAAUUCGGCAGAGGUCUUACUACUCCCAAGUCAACAAAGAAGACAGGCCUGAGCUCGUAGUUAAGAAGUUGCGUUACUAUGCCCGGUUCAUAGUGGUUUGCCUGUUACUCAACAAAAUGGCCGUGGUCAAGGAUCUUGUAAAGGAACUAUCAGAUGAGAUAGAAGAUUAUACCCACCGCUUCAACACAGAAGAUCAGGUGGAGUGGAAUCUUGUUCUACAAGAAGUGGCAGCUUUCAUUGAGGCAGACCCCGUGAUGGUCCUGAACGAUGACAACACUCUUGUGAUCCUCUCCAACCGCCUCUCCGAAACGGGAGCCCCACUGCUGGAGCAAGGAAUGAUUGUGGGGCAGUUGACACUCGCAGAUGCCCUCAUUAUUGGCAACUGCAACAAUCAGGUGAAGUUCAGUGAGCUGACAAUCGACAUGUUCCGAAUGCUGCAGGCUCUGGAGAGGGAGCCGAUGAACCUAGCGACGCAGAUGAACAAGCCAGGGUUGCAGGAGACCACAGAAAAACCAGCCAGAAGAGAAAACCCUCACAAGUACUUGUUGUACAAACCAACCUUCAGCCAGCUCUAUACCUUCCUAGCGGCAUCAUUUAAGGAGCUGCCUGCAAACAGCGUCCUGUUGAUCUACUUGUCAGCCACGGGCGUCUUUCCUUCAGGUCGUUCGGAUAGUGAAGGUCCCUAUGAUUUUGGGGGUGUCCUGACAAAUAGCAACCGGGAUGUCGUAAACGGGGACGCAAUCCAUAAACGGAACCAGUUGUACAAGGAAAUGCAUUGCCUGCACCCUGGUGAUCUGUACCCUUUCACCAGGAAGCCUCUGUUUGUCAUAGUGGAUUCCUCGAACAGCGUCGCCUACAAGAAUUUCACCAACUUAUUUGGGCAGCCGCUGGUGUGCUUGCUUUCUCCAACAACGUAUCCAAAAGCGUUGCAAGAUCAAUCUCAACGAGGCAGUCUCUUCACCUUCUUUUUGAACAACCCUCUAAUGGCAUUCCUAUUUGUCUCUGGAUUAUCAAGCAUGCGUAAAGGAUUAUGGGACAAAUGUCAUGAUUACCUUCGCAAAAUCAACCGGGAUAUCGCACAGCUGUUGACUCAUUCCCGUUCCAUAGACCAGGCCUUUCUCCAGUUUUUUGGAGAUGAAUUCCUGCGCUUGCUUCUCACAAGGUUUGUUUUCUGCUCAGCCACCAUGAGGAUGCACAAAAUCUUCCGGCAGGAAACCAGGAACUAUCCAGAAUCGUAUCCCCAGCUGCCCAGGGAUGAAACUGUGGAAAAUCCCCAUCUCCAGAAGCAUAUCUUGGAAUUGGCUUCAAUACUAGAUGUCCGAAACGUGUUCCUGGAAACCACGCUCGACGAUUAUUAACAUGGAAACACACAGUCUGGAUGUCUUACUGCAGGGUUUUUGCCCUAGCUGCAGAUUUUUGAAAUGGUGCAGUUUUCUAAUGUGAACAUCGACAAAAGGAAUUUACUUGAGUUUUAUUUUUGAACUUACAGGUCUUUUUUUUUUCUUUUUAAGAGUAAAAUAGCUGUGGGCACAGCUGUUCCAUUCUGUGUGGAGUCAAUUUUGAUAAACCAGUCCCUCCUACACGUUUUACAAUUUUAGACUAAAGCAAUUUCAUGGGUUUUGAAGCUUUGAUUUGGAAGAUGUAGCUGGCCACACAAUACACAUACACACACACACACACACACACCCAAGUAUUUAAAUGCAGCCAGUCACUUUUAGCCCUUGUGUGCAAAUUCUUUAUUUUUAUACUAUUUUAAAAAAUUUGAAAGCAAAAAGAGAAAAAAAAAAGAGAGGAAAAAAACAUCAGAAAAAAAAAAUCUAUCCCCAAAGAUUCUGGAUUUAAAAUGUGAACGGUGGGACUACAAAUCGUGCAAAGCAGAGAGCAAUAAGAGUCAGUUCAAGUCAAUAUGCUUGGUUGACCCCUCCCACAAAAAAAGAGUUCAGCUCAGUUGAGGGGAUGGUGGUAUAAUCUUGGAAAACGUAGCGCUGUCCGUAAGUUUCUUUCUGAGAAGGAAGUCUAUAUUGCACAUUGACUAAGGAUGCAAGACUUUAUCCCCUAAGUCUGGAAUAUUGGCUCAUGGUCUGUUAUCACAUCAAAAGAUUUGCCCCUUCUCCUUAUGGACCGCCCCAUGUGCAGUUCUCCAGCUUUGGGCUAAAGUCCUGGGCAAAAAAUACCAUCCCUUUCUCUGCACCCAACUGUUGUCAAUUCUCGCUGCCAGAUGUGGAAGAUUCUUUGAUGACGCUUCUCCCUGAUGCUUCCACCUCAAGUUCUAGAAGAGCUUUCAUCCCAUUCAUACUUUGAUGGCAGGAGUUCACCUGGUGAAGGAAAAAAAUAAAAACUACUGCCUUGCCUCUGUGCCCAAGUUGCUCAGAAAAGAAAACCUAGUUAGGGGAAGGGCCAUCGCUUCUUCCACUGCCAGUGAGAAAUCUCCACCUUCCAGAGCUGUUUAUCGAUAAGAGGAGGGCAAGUAGGAUUCAUGAUUACUUAACCCAACAGAAAAUGUUGAAGGAAGCUCUUAGCUUUGGCUGGAUGAAUUUUUGGGAAAAAGUGAGUGGGAACAAUCUGGAAAAGUACAUGAAAGGAAGAGGAAACGUGAAGCAAAGACACCGCUCUCCAAUGGUCCUCAGCAUCUGGCUUUAAGAGGCACACAACUCCAGAAUGGAGAUCUAUCUCCAAAGCUUUCUUGGAAGAACUUUUACGUUUGCAUUCCUUUGCCUCCAGUCUGUGUCCAGUGACUUGGGCUUUAUAGAGCCAGAACGACUUUGGUCCUCAAGGACAAUGUUAGUGCUUGAAGUCCAGCAAAGACGACUUGUAGAUGGAAAAUGGGAAAAGCGUAUUCAAACAUCAAGAUUUAGGAGGAGAUCUGAGCAAAUCAUUGUGCUGGCUUUAUGUCUGUGUGCUGCUGUUUUCAAAGUGGCUGUUGGCAUCCCGUCCCGUGCUUCUUUUCCAAAGAGGAUUUUGAUGGAAAUCAGUGUAUUUGGACUUAGCAAAUUAGAGUGGGCGCACAAUUCCACCACUCUUUAAAAAAAAAAAGCGGGGGGGGGGGAAUCUCUUAGCAAGCAUAUUCCACAAUAUAUUAUGGGGUGCUUUUGAAAAAUUUAGUGGCAAACGCGAUCCUUUGGUAGCUAGGUUUGAACAAGGCUGGAGGGAGGGAUGACGAAGAAGUCCUUUCUCUUGGUCUGGUUGCCCAAGUAAAUAUAGUUUUUCUCAAUGGUCUCUCAUUCUGCCAAUGGUCCUACAAGCUACUCUCCAAGUUAAAACACAGCAGCCAGCCCUUUAGAAGUAGCCGGGCUGGGAUCUGUUGCCCAUCUGAAAAGCAACGUCUGGGAGCGAUUGCAAGAGGUGCCUUAGGUCGGGCCUAAAGUGCAAUGAAGAUGAUAUUAUAGGUAUUGAGUUGGCAGAGUUUUUUUUUUCUCCUGCCCUUUCCCAGAAGGAGGAGGAGGAGGGGGAGGAGGAGGAAGAGGAGGAGAAAGUAGUUCUGGUUUCGAAAUGCCUUCAUUGUUGACUUGGCAAUCAAAUGAACAGCUUCAUAGCAAAGGGUUUUUAAUGGCGUUAGGUUUGGUCUAGGCGCAGCGCAUUUUCCUCUCUGGUGCUUUGUCAUUUCUGCCCAGUUUUGCUUCUAAAAGACGGUGUAGGUGACAGUCGUGCAUCUGGCCUAUAUGUGCUCCGCCUGCCGAGUUGUAAAUGUGUAUGUGUGCAUGUAAAUAUGUAGCUAUAUUUAUAAAUAAGGAGACCUUGGAACCAUUGGUGUACAAAAUUUAAAAAAAAAAGUAUAUGUAGAUUCUGAACAGAAGUCAUGCCUGCAGGGUAGCGUCCUUAAGAAAGGCUGUUCAGGUUGCGAUGGGUCACCAACCAGAUGCUAGGCUGGUAACACAGAUGCCUCGGGUUGGGGUCCCUACAUUGCUGAGUUCCUUGGGUGUAUUUCCAAGUUGAGCUUAAAUGAGAUCCUUCUGAAGGAAGUUGAUGAAGAAUACGUUUCUAUUCACCACUUUCUAGAAAGCAUCUUUCUUGGAGUCCAAUGUUAAGCAAGCUGGUAUCUCUAGUUGCGUGAUGAUGAUGAUGACGAUGAUAGGAUUCUACUAGGGCCUGGCUCCAUCUUGUCUCAGUAUUGUCUGAUUACUUGGUCUACCUUAUCUUGGAAGGGAGACUUUUAUUAGUGUACCCUCUCCUGACCUAAUGUCCUCCAGAUGUACUGAAGGGUGGGGAUCUUUAAUCCAACACGUCUGCAGGACAUCUAGUUGAGGAGGGCUGUCUUUCUGUAUCUGCUGGUACUUGUAGGCUAUUAGCAUAAAGCUAUGAAGAAGGCCUCUAACUCAUUGAUAGAGAAGAUACAUACUUUAACUACAGAAGGUCUCUAGUUUCAAACCUGGCAUUCUCAUCCUUUUUUUUAAAACUGGUGGUGACAAGAGGAAUUUAAGUGCCUGAUUCUCUGGAGAUUGUAACUUCCACUUUGCCAUCCGCAUUCAAUGCACUAGAAAAGCAGGUUUCAAGAAAACAAUCUUGUUUUAAGUUCCUAGCAACACCUUGUGUAUUUUAUUUAUGAACACAUUUUUUCUGAUGUGUCUGUCUUCAGAGCGUAGACAUCAGUAGUGGUCUCGGUAAAACGUAACCAAGGUCGAUGCUGAAAAAGCUAAAUAAGAAGGAAUCUUGAAAAAUUGGUCUGAUUAGACAACACUAAAGCAGUCAUUUUCUUUCCAGCUUUAGUUUGAGUCAUGUCAUUCUUUAUCCUUUGGAUAAAAUCUUGCCUUCCAGUUAUUACAAAGGAUUCUUUAGGAAGGCAUGUUUGGAGAAUAAGAUCAAUUUCCAUUUAUCCUUCUGUUCCGAUAGGCUUUAUGGCAGGAAAGGUGGUGGCUUUGAACGUAUGGUGGUCCGGCUCUACAUCCCUCUUUCUCUGUAUUCCAUUCUCAUGAAGGUGACCACCCCAGAAGUUUGUCUUUGCUCUGGAGUCCACGUUCAGAUCACAAUUCUGUCCUGUCCUUAGCCAGGCCUACAAAUGAAGAUACGAAGCCAAGCUAGCUGGCAGAACCAAGAUGGACCAAGCCUUGUUAAAUAGAAUGUACCUAUCAGAGCUUAAGCACAACAAACCAGCUUUUCUUUCUUUGUCCUGUUGAGGCAGCUAAAUAGAUGUGCAGGUAUAAAGGGAGAAAAAAAACACAGCUCUGCUUCCUAGAAUAAACAGACAUGUAGCUUUGAAGAAGGUACCUUUCUAGUGAAAUGUAACAUUAUCCACAGUGUUCUGAUGUGUUUGUUUCUUUCCUUCCUUCCUUCCUUCCUUCCUUCCUUCCUUCCUUCCUUCCUUC